UGUGAAAUUCCACGUGUGUGUGUGUGUGUGUGUGUGUGCGCGCACAUGAUCAGGAUGAUACCAGCUCCGCCUCAUUUGAGUCGGGAAAAACCCUGCAUUGUUUGCUACAGGUGAUGUUAGCCUGACGUGACAAAGAGACACUGCUCGUAGUGUAGUUGACAGUGUUGGAGUGGAGCUGAGCUGAUUGUGUGCUCAUAGCUGAGGACGCGGUUAGUGUUGUGUUUUAAUGAGAGCUUUGUAGUCGAGCUGCCGUGUUUCUAGGGAUGAGUCAGGAGGUCGGUUGGUAGGCUGAAGGACAAUUUAACUGGAAUAUCUUCAUGUUGAAUGGAAUGCCAUGAAACCCCUCGCGCUGUAAGUGAUGAGUUCAAUGUUCCAAGUAUUUUAAAGUUGUUCCUCUACGGCUUACAUGGGACUUUCAGUUGUGACAAAAUUGGCUAAUGUUAUCAUGCUAAACUAAGGUGGCAACAAUGGUGAACACUACAGUCUGAAAAUAAGCAUGUUGGCAUUGUCAUUGUGAACUAGCCUACUCAAAGCAAGUAGAGCCUCUUCAGCUUAGUUUAAAUGAUGUCAUCACGACUUAAAAAUCAUAGUGUGGCUCAGUGGUGGAGCAGGUUCGUCAUUGUGUAUGCUGAAUGAUUAAGCCUAAAGUAAUAGUUUCAUUGAUGAUUGUUGGUUGCAGCCCAGUGCAGUUGUACUUCUACUGACCCACAGAUGGACCAGUAGAUACGUCUUUCUCUUCCCUCCAUCCUCAGCCAGAGCUCACAUGUCAUCUGUGUGGGGGGGGGGGGCAGGGCAGAUAACCCUGCUGUCCCCACUUGUUAGACAACAUGCCUAUUCUUAUUAAAAACCCACUUCCUUAUUCAAUGGAAACGUCCUCAUCCACGUCUUACACGCACUCAUACACACACUAGGCUAGUGGUAAAUGGAGACAAAACAGGAAGAGUACGUUUUAGACAAAAUCAUUUGAGACGAGUGGAGGUUGUGAAGAUGUCUGAUCAGAGAGUAAGAACACGUCAUUGGGACAUUUUGCAGGGCCAUCCCUGGGCUAAGAGUUUGAAAUCUAUUCGGCAUUAAUUUUCCACAACAGGUUACUUUGUGAUACUCGGCAAAGCUUCAAAACAGCUGGUUGCAUCUGUUGAAAGGACAAAAAGGGGGUUUUGUAGACAACGCUUUAUAUCCCGAACAACGGAAAGGAAUCAACAGUCAAAGAUCACAUAGGCUCCUGACCAGUGAGGGCUUCUUUGUGAUACUCAGCACUAUGGGCCUCUACAUUGAUACACACACACACAUGGCUGUGUGGGCCAUGUCCUGGUUUUUGAGUUGGCCUUUAAUAGAACUUUGGGUCAUGUGAAAGAGUCUUUCUGAAACCUUUGAGUAAAGGUUGAGGCUGGGUUUCCCAAAGUUGUGCUUGUAGAAAAGUCAUCAAAGGAGUUGCAUGAAAUUCAUUCAGGGGAGAGACUAUGUUCAGCUAGUUUUUCCAUUAGUCUCCCUGUUGUUCCGUAGCUAUCCUAUAGUAUCACUACACUACAUGUACAGGUGCAGACAGCAGACCAUUUCACACUGGUUUUAAGGUCGGAGAGCUUCCGGUCGAGGUAUUGGGCUGGACGUAGUUUGGUUCACUUGUCUCGUCUCAAAUACUCACCCAAGCAGAGUUACUAAUGUGUCACAAACAAUAAAACGCACCACCAUAGAAUACGGGAACCUUGAGAGAUGUCACUGGGACAACAGCAAAGUGUUGUAGAUACUGGUGUGGAGACAGAAGAGCAUGUAUGACCCUCUGUUUAACAUUCUACCACAUAGCCCGUCUAAAGAUGGAGCUCCCUGCUAGCCGUUUAUGUAGAGGUGAUGUGACUUUGUUGAACAGACCAGGUCCAGUCUAUUGAAAGCCUGUAUUGAAAACCAGCACUCAGCCAUCAGUGAGUAUGUUCUGUGACUGCCAAAGCCCCCAUAAAGCAACACAACCUUUGUGCUGACUGUUGGCAUGUCUUCAUUAAUGUUGGCAGUGGAGAUGUACGCUCUCUCAGUUCAGUGGUGCUCAUGCUACUCCUCUUCCUGCCCGGUUGGGUUAGUGGGGUAAAGGUUGUUUUUGACACCAGAGAGACUCCGGUCGAUCUUUCUAAUCAAUCCCAUUUCCUUUCUCUUUCUCUCUCUCUCUCAAAGCCUCAUGGGUAGUGUGACACAAUAUGAAAAUGGCACCGAGAAGAAUCAAAGCAGGGUCUUCAGAAACUCUGGCGCCUGUUGUUGCCACACCUACACAAAGCCCAUUUAAUGAUCACACAUAUGUGUCCCUUGUUUCCCUUCAUCAGUUUGUCCAAUGGGUGGCAGCAGCAGCAGGUUGUUUGGUACGUUGGCCCAGUCGUUGAACAGCGCCCCCUUGGACCAGUCGGACCCGUACCCAGAGGAGAACCCAGACCAGGACAUGGUCGAGAGUGACCCGGACCAGCUGCUCAGAGAGUGUGAAGAGGCCCUGCAGGGGCGUCCGGCCAGGCCGCAUCGAGACCUGGUCCGUCCCAGCGGCAUGGCGCCCUGCCACCACAAGCUUAACCCCCCCAUACGGAUCAUGCAGUGGAAUAUACUGGCACAAGCUCUCGGUGAGGGGAAGGACGGGUUCACCCGCUGUCCGCUGGACGCUCUCAACUGGCAGGAGAGGAAGUACCUGAUCCUGGAGGAGAUCCUCACCUACCGCCCAGACAUCCUGUGCCUGCAGGAAGUAGACCACUACUACGACACAUUUCAGCCAAUCAUGGCCAGCCUCGGCUACCAAGGCAGCUUCUUGGCCAAGCCCUGGUCUCCCUGUCUGGAUGUAGAGCAGAAUAACGGCCCCGACGGCUGCGCUCUGUUUUACCGCCGCUCGCGCUUCUCCCUCCAGGCCACGGCUCACCUGCGGCUGUCGGCCAUGAUGCUGCCCACCAACCAGGUGGCCAUCGUCCAGACGCUGAAGUGCCGGGGAACUGGCCGACGGCUGUGCGUUGCCGUCACCCAUCUGAAAGCUCGUAGCGGCUGGGAGAGACUGCGGAGUGCUCAGGGUGCCGACUUGCUGCAGAGUUUGUGCAGCAUAACGUCCCAAUGUGGCGGCGGCAGCCAGAAGGAGGAGGAGUCCGGCGGUGUCCCUUUGGUAGUGUGCGGGGACUUUAACGCAGAGCCCUCGGAGGACGUGUACCGGCGGUUCAGCUCCUCCGCUCUCGGCCUGAACUCGGCGUACAAGCUGUUGAGCUCCGACGGACAAAUGGAGCCGGCCUAUACCACGUGGAAGAUCCGCCCCUCCGGAGAGAGCUGCAGCACCCUGGACUACAUCUGGUAUACCCAUGAUGCUUUGAGUGUGCAGCGCCUGCUGGACAUCCCCACAGAGGAGCAGAUCGGCCCAGACCGUCUCCCCUCCUACCACUACCCCUCUGACCAUCUAUCCCUGCUCUGUGACGUCAGCUUCAGGGAGGAGCCCCAUAGGUUGAUGUAGGCUGCCAAUCACAGCAGCCCUGGACCAAGAGAUGCACUGAGGGAGGAGACCGCUGGGAACAAUAGUCCACCUCCACUGCAGACCAGAGAGAGGAGAGUGAAUGGGACGUCAUUUACCGGAUGUAGGGAAAUCUGAUUAGAUUGUGAAUAAUUUGCAAUCAUGAGAUACGAACCACUUUCUGUACUGUUGCUAUUUAACGAUAGUCACAACGUGGAAUAUUAGAAGAUCAUCACAUCUGAUGGAAAAACUACUUGUAGUUUUAGCAUUAACUGAAAUUCGAUCCACUGACUUGUGUUGAGGAGGAGCCUGUCGUUAACUGCAGCUGAAACGGCAGCUAUGUGCUUCAUCUGUUGAACUUUGACCUCUGCAAACCGACUGUUAUUACAUUAAUUUAUUCCAUUAUACUUUCUAUCUUUUGGUUAAACAAUCAUCAAUUCAUCCUAGUUUUUAAAUGAAUUAUUUUGCAUAAAAGUCAUUGAGUCAUUGACUGCA
Molecule: messenger RNA, 3946 nt
Organism: Anarrhichthys ocellatus (wolf-eel)
Lineage: Eukaryota; Metazoa; Chordata; Actinopteri; Perciformes; Anarhichadidae
Product: nocturnin-like
Exons: 2
Coding region: 2315-3454 (379 amino acids)
Biological process (GO): circadian rhythm
Molecular function (GO): poly(A)-specific ribonuclease activity
Source: RefSeq, a predicted model, not a curated record